UGACUUGUAACGGAGAGAGAAAGGGAGAGAGAGCAACAGGUGCAAGUUGGCACAACCCUCGCUCGCUUUGAUACUUGACCCUUAUUGCAUAGAAAACCCCACAAAUCUCAACAGCCCUUUCUCCUCUUCUCUCUCUUGUGUGCUUUUCUUUCUCUCACUCACUUUCUACCUGUAACUGCUCUACCUCCUCAAACAAAGAGAGUGAUGCCUAGCUGAGGAGAGAAUUGAAAAAAUGAGUAGUGUAAUGUAGUCCAGCAGAAUUAAUAAUAGUAAUGAAAACAAAGUGAGAUCCAGCUCUCUCUCGUGAUCUCAUCUAAUCGACGCCCCUCCCCCACUAUUUCCGCCUUUAACGCCUCGGUUACUCCAACCCCCUUCAUUACUAUUCUACUCUUUCUUUCUCACUAAACCCAACUUGAUUUCUCUCUUCCUUCUUUCUUCCCCAUAUUGCUUAUUCGAAUUCACCUCUUCUUUGUAUUUAUCCGAACACUACCAGUUGCAUUUACUUGUUUCGUUUCAGAUGUGAAUCCGUCUUCAAUGCUGAAAAAGCCUUAGAAUUUUAAGUUAAUUUGAUGUCUGGUAGUAUAUAUUAUUAGGUCUCUGUUGCUCUCUGUUUUGCUGGAUAAAUAUUGUGAUAGGUAAACUUUCUGUGGUUUGCUCAAGUGCUGAGAGCUUGGCUCUUGGCUAAGUGACAUUAACCUCAAUUAUGUCGUUCAAUUUCCAAUAGGAUAUUUUUUGCUCGGAGAUUGAGGUUGAAUAUUCGAGAAUGUUGACUUGUAUAGCAUGUUCGAAGCAGCUCAACACUGGAUCUCUGCGUGAACGUGAACCAGAGGAAGAAGAUGAUACGGCUGCAACACCCAGCAAGAAACAAGCUAUCAAGGCACUUACUGCUCAGAUCAAGGAUAUGGCAGUUAAAGCGUCAGGAGCGUAUAAGAACUGUAAACCAUGUUCAGGAGGUUCAAAUAACAACGAGAACCCUAAAUAUGCUGAUUCUGAAACUGGGUCUGUAUCGGAAAGAUUUCAUUACUCGUAUAAAAGGACAGGGAGUUCCAAUUCAACACCAAGGUUAUGGGGUAAGGAAAUGAAAGGGAGAUUGAAAGUACUGUCUAGUGGAGAAAGUACACCGGUAUCAAUAAGUGGACGGAGCGAAUCGGUUGUUGGUGUGGAAGAUGAUGAUGAUGAGUCUAAAGAAUGGGUUGCUCAGGUUGAACCUGGCGUUUUAAUCACCUUUGUUUCUCUGCCUGAAGGUGGAAACGAUCUGAAACGAAUUCGAUUCAGCCGUGAGCUAUUUAACAAGUGGCAAGCUCAACGUUGGUGGGCCGAGAAUUAUGACAAGGUCAUGGAACUAUACAAUGUCCGUAGAUUCAAUCGACAAGCAGUACCAUUGCCAAUUCCUCCUAGGUCUGAAGAUGAGAACUUAAAGCUGGAAUAUGUUGAGAGUAGUCCUGUAACACCUCCACUAACCAAAGAGCGUCUCCCUAGCCACGUUCCUCGUUCAACAGGGGCAGGCCAUUUGUCAUCAGGCUCUCUUGAAAGAGAUGAUGCAGGUGGUCUCACUUCGACCCCUAAGCUUUCCAACAUCAGCGCAACAAAAAGUGAGAGACCAUCAAUGGACGCUUCUGCACGGACUAGUCCUUCAAGGGAAUCUGAUCGCUCAGGGGAGCUAUCGGUUAGCAAUGCCAGUGACGUUGAGACUGAAUGGGUUGAAGAAGACGAGCCUGGAGUCUAUAUCACAAUUCGAGCAUUGCCUGGUGGUACUCGUGAGCUUAGAAGGGUCAGGUUCAGCCGUGAAAGAUUUGGUGAAAUGCAUGCCAGGUUGUGGUGGGAAGAGAACAGAGCCAGGAUUCAAGAACAGUACUUGUGAUAUAGGACAUAAUCUAGAGUUCUUUAAAUUAAAUUCAUCCAUAAUUGGUAUCUCGCCAGGACCUCGAACAUAAUUGGAGGUUUGGUGCACCGGCCUGCCCUGCCAGUAAUUGGUAUCUCAGUGCUCCUGUAUUUGGCAUCAACCCGGGCUACUCUUUGUUUUCUUUCUCUUAAACUAGUGAUAGGAUUUUUUCUUUCUUGGUGAAAAGGUUUAGAGGUUUAUUUGAGGGUGUAAUGAUGUGUAGUGAUUGUUAAUGAAGAAAUACAGACUAAUAUUGCAAAAUCUUUUUGGCUUUUCUUUUCUGAAGAACUUUCAGAAAUUCUUCCCAAA
Capsicum annuum is the source of this 2191-nucleotide messenger RNA. RefSeq names its product protein Brevis radix-like 2. The transcript is spliced from 5 exons. NCBI's taxonomy places the organism in Eukaryota, Viridiplantae, Streptophyta, Magnoliopsida, Solanales, Solanaceae. The coding region runs from base 764 to 1861 and encodes 365 amino acids. The record is from RefSeq and is a predicted model, not a curated record.